GCCAGUCCUGGCCGUUCUCGCGUCUCUGCUGGCCCGCUGAGGGCCGCUUGGCCGGUGCCUUGCCCCAGCGCCUCAGUGCGCUCGGCCAACGGCCUCUGAGACCGCUCACCCGAGCGCCCCGGGAGCCGGCGGGCGGCGGCCCUCUCUGGGACUCUCCAGCGGGCCCAGGGGAACAAAAGUGGCUCUAACUCCAGCACGUGCACAGUGAAGCAAGUUGAAGGAUUUAAUAUGAAGCACAGAAGCAGAUAGUGCCAAACAGCAAGCAGUAGUUGGUACACAUUUCUGGAAAAGCAGUGUCCGUGUUGUUAUGUACACCUCCAAAAAAAAGUUCAGAUCUGUAGGGGAAUUGUUGUGUAAAGUAAACUGAACUACAGGGUAGCAGUAUUUUAAUAGCUAUUGUAGACGUGUAUUUACUGUAUUAAAAUGAGUAAAAGAUCAAGCAGUGACACACCACUAGGAAGGGUAAGUGGGGCAGCAUUUCCUUCACCCACUGCUGCUGAGAUGGCAGAAAUUAGUCGAAUUCAGUAUGAAAUGGAAUAUACCGAAGGUAUUAGUCAGCGAAUGAGGGUCCCUGAAAAACUAAAAGUAGCACCACCAAAUGCUGACCUGGAGCAAGGAUUUCAAGAAGGAGUUCCAAAUGCUAGUGUGAUAAUGCAAGUUCCAGAGAGGAUUGUUGUAGCAGGAAAUAAUGAAGACAUUUCAUUUUCAAGACCAGCAGAUCUUGACCUUAUUCAGUCAACUCCCUUUAAGCCUCUGGCACUAACAACACCACCUCGUGUACUUACACUAAGUGAAAGACCACUAGAUUUUCUGGAUUUAGAAAGAUCUCCAACACCUCAAAAUGAAGAAAUCCGUGCAGUUGGCAGGCUAAAAAGAGAGCGCUCUAUGAGUGAAAAUGCUGUUCGCCAAAAUGGACAGCUGGUCAGAAACGAUUCCAUGUGGCACAGAUCAGAUUCUGCCCCGAGAAAUAAAAUUUCAAGGUUCCAGGCAUCGAUUUCUGCACCGGAAUACACUGUGACACCAUCGCCACAACAGGCUCGGGUCUGUCCUUCCCAUAUGUUACCUGAAGAUGGAGCUAAUCUUUCCUCUGCUCGUGGCAUUUUGUCGCUUAUCCAGUCUUCUACUCGUAGGGCUUACCAGCAGAUCUUGGAUGUGCUGGAUGAAAAUCGCAGACCUGUGUUGCGCGGUGGGUCUGCUGCCGCCACUUCUAAUCCUCAUCAUGACAACGUCAGGUAUGGCAUUUCAAAUAUAGAAACAACAAUUGAAGGCUCAUCAGAUGACAUGACUGUUGUAGAUGCAGCUUCAUUAAGACGCCAGAUAAUCAAACUAAAUAGACGUCUACAACUUCUAGAAGAGGAGAACAAAGAGCGUGCUAAAAGAGAAAUGGUCAUGUAUUCAAUUACUGUAGCAUUCUGGCUGCUUAAUAGCUGGCUCUGGUUUCGCCGCUAGAGGUAACUUCAGCACUCAAAUAUAUUGUUUCAACAGCUGGAAAUAUAAAAGAUUUGCAAACUUC
Messenger RNA from Marmota flaviventris (yellow-bellied marmot), 1513 nucleotides. RefSeq names its product mitochondrial fission factor (gene Mff). Gene Ontology annotation, cellular component: peroxisome; mitochondrial outer membrane. Lineage: Eukaryota; Metazoa; Chordata; Mammalia; Rodentia; Sciuridae. The record is from RefSeq and is a predicted model, not a curated record. Gene Ontology annotation, biological process: positive regulation of mitochondrial fission.